Molecule: messenger RNA, 2944 nt
Organism: Argentina anserina (silverweed cinquefoil)
Lineage: Eukaryota; Viridiplantae; Streptophyta; Magnoliopsida; Rosales; Rosaceae
Product: calcium permeable stress-gated cation channel 1-like
Exons: 12
Coding region: 261-2597 (778 amino acids)
Cellular component (GO): plasma membrane
Molecular function (GO): calcium-activated cation channel activity
Source: RefSeq, a predicted model, not a curated record
GUAACCAUCAAAACCACCCUAACCAACUCUCCACCUCCUUCCCUCCCACCGUAACCACCACUCAAAGAUCACUGAGAUCUCAUUGGUGCGCGCGCAUUAUCACGCCUUUUGUGUGUGUGGAUCCAAAUCCCUAAUUCACAGCAUCACACUGCGUUAGUGACUGCGGGUUUCUCGGGGAUUAGUAGUAAGCAAUCUAACCCGUUCAAAUUCCCUUGAUCCUUAAAUCGCUGGGUGAUGCAGUUUUCCUUGUGACAGUAUAAAUGGCUACGCUCGGGGAUAUAGGGGUUGGAGCAGGCAUCAACAUCCUUAGUGCCUUUGUUUUCUUUUUGGUAUUUGCGUUUCUUAGGCUUCAGCCGUUCAACGACAGAGUCUACUUUCCGAAAUGGUAUUUGAAGGGAGUGAGAGAGAGUCCCACACGCGCUGGCGCAUUCGUGAGUAAAUUUGUCAAUCUAGACUAUAGGUCUUAUCUGAAGUUUCUGCAUUGGAUGCCGGAAGCAUUGAAGAUGCCGGAGCCGGAGCUUAUUGAUCAUGCAGGAUUGGAUUCUGCUGUUUACUUGAGGAUAUACUUGAUAGGGCUUAAAAUCUUUGUUCCAAUAGCAUGCGUUGCAUGGGCUGUUUUGGUACCAGUCAACUGGACAAAUAACACUUUGGAUAUUGCUGCUCAUUUAAAGAACGUCACUUCUAGUGACAUUGAUAGGCUCUCUAUAUCAAAUAUCCCAGAAAAAUCUCAAAGAUUGUGGGCUCACAUAGUGGUGGCGUAUGCCUUUACUUUUUGGACUUGUUAUGUGCUACUGAAGGAGUAUGAAAAAGUUGCCACAAUGCGGUUGCAUUUUCUUGCAACAGAAAAACGACGACCAGACCAAUUUACGGCCCUUGUCAGAAAUGUUCCGCCAGAUGCAGAUGAAUCUGUAAGUGAGCUUGUGGAGCACUUUUUUCUGGUCAACCAUCCGGAGCAUUAUCUCACCCAUCAGGUGGUGAACAAUGCCAAUGCACUUGCGAAAUUGGUAGAGAAGAAGAAAAAAAUGGAUAACUGGUUCGUCUACUACCAAAACAAACUUGAAAGAAGCAAAACUUCCGUAAGGCCCUUGACUAAGCUUGGUUUUCUGGGGCUUUGGGGAAAGAAAGUUGAUGCAAUUGAACAUUAUCAAUCUGAGAUUGAUAAGUUGAAGAAGGAAAUACCUGAAGAAAGGGAGAGGGUUGCAAACGACCCCAAGUCCAUCGUGUCAGCUGCCUUUGUUUCCUUUAAAAGCAGAUGGGGUGCCGCUGUUUGUGCACAAACUCAGCAAUCUAGAAAUCCGACUAUUUGGUUAACAGAAUGGGCUCCAGAGCCACGUGAUGUAUAUUGGCCAAAUCUGGCUAUUCCAUACGUACAACUCACCGUUAAGAGGCUCAUAAUGGCUGUUGCGUUCUUCUUCCUCACCUUCUUUUUCAUGAUCCCCAUUGCAUUUGUACAAUCUCUUGCAAGCCUGGAGGGACUUGAGAAAGUAGCUCCAUUCCUAACGCCCAUUGUUGAAGUGGAAUUCAUUAAGGCGGUCAUUACAGGGUUUCUACCUGGGAUUGCACUGAAGUUGUUUCUGAUAUUUUUGCCAACCAUAUUGAUGAUCAUGGCCAAAUUUGAGGGUUAUACAGCUCGGUCUUCUCUUGAGAGGAGAGCAGCAUCUAGAUACUAUCUCUUCUGUUUGGUGAAUGUAUUCCUUGUUAGCAUUAUAGCUGGAUCAGCACUUGAACAGCUAAAAUCUUUCAUGCACCAAUCACCGUCUGACAUUCCAGUGACAAUUGGCACUGCAGUCCCAUUAAAAGCAACUUUCUUCAUAACAUAUAUAAUGGUUGAUGGAUGGGCUGGUAUCGCUGCAGAAAUCUUGAUGUUGAAGCCACUCAUCAUAUAUCACUUGAAGAAUACCUUCCUUGUGAAGACUGACAAGGACAGGGAGGAGGCAAUGGAUCCAGGAAGUAUUGGUUUCAACACUGGGGAGCCUCAGAUACAGCUUUAUAUCUUACUGGGGCUUGUGUAUGCUACACUGACACCAGUUUUACUUCCAUUCAUAAUUAUUUUCUUUGGGCUGGCUUAUGUUGUGUUCCGUCAUCAGAUCAUAAAUGUAUACAACCAGGAAUAUGAAAGUGCUGCUGCAUUCUGGCCUGAUGUCCAUGGUCGCAUUGUGUCUGCAUUGCUUAUCUCUCAGGUGGUUCUAUUGGGAUUGUUGACUACUAAAAAAGCUGCUCAGUCUACACCUUUUCUUCUUGCACUUCCAGUAUUAACCAUAGCAUUCUAUAAGUAUUGCCAAGGUCGUUUUGAACCUGCAUUUGUUAGAUAUCCAUUACAGGAAGCAAAGAUGAAAGAUACUCUUGAACAUGCAAGAGAACCAAACUUGAACUUGAAAGGCUACCUCCAAAGUGCGUAUGUCCAUCCAGUUUUCAAAGAAUGCGAUGAAGAUGACGAUGAUGAAGACCAUUUCGCAUUUGAGAAGUACGAAAAUGAGAGUGUGACUACUGUGGCCACUAAACGCCAAUCCCGUCGCAAUACCCCAGUGCCUAGCAGAAUGACUGGUGGAUCACCCACGCCGUCGUUGCCAGAAAAUUAUGAAGAUCUACAGCUUUGAACUUGAAAGGCUACCUCCAAAGUGCGAGUAGGUGAUGUAAAUCUGUAGCUGUACAUUUGACCUUUCUGAAAUUGUGCAUAAGUUCAAGAUCAUGGAACUUGUAAAAUCAAAUGAGCUGAUGAUGAUGCGUGGGGAGGACAGAGAGGGAACCCAGCCGAGUAUUAAGUUCCUCUAUACAUAGAAUGUUGUGAGUUUUGUUUGCAGCCAGCUGAAGUUUACCUUAAUUCAUAUUUUAACAUAGCGGCUGGUACAAAGAAGUCAGUUUCGUAUCUUUUUCUGUCGAUAAAUUGUGUAAUUAUGUGACUGGUUUUUGCACUGGUUUGAUAUACUUAUAUAUAUCAUAAUAG